ACGGACUUGUCCUACGCGCCACGCGUUGCUGUCAUUUGUGCCCCUGCAAGUCCAUGUGCUGAGUGCCUUGCACCAUACGCCUCAUCUACUUGAACGGAAAGACUGCGACGGCCUAUUGCUUUUCUGGUCACUAUAUCUUGCACGGUCUUUGGUCCACAUGCAAAAUAAUCCCUACCCGCAGAAGAUUGGAAGUUGGUGGCUAGCGGAGAAUCUGGGAUCUGGUUACUCAGGCUCAAUCUUUCGAGGAAUAAAUGUUCAUACAAACCAACAGGCUGCGAUCAAACUCCAGCUAAGAGACGCAGAUUGCCGGACCAACCUGUUUGAGCGCUCAUUCUAUCCUGCGCUGCAGGGUGGUUUAGGCAUGCCGUCCUAUUUCGGUUGUGGCGAAGAGGGCGCAUAUGACUAUUUGGCCAUCGAGCUUCUUGGCUCAAGCCUGGAUGCACUUCUCCGCCGAAGUGGAAAAGGUGUCAUGGAGCUGCAUAGCGUCUGCGCUAUAGCAAUGCAAGUGAUAGCCAGACUGGAGUACAUGCAUAAAUGUGGCCUGCUGCACCGAGACAUCCAACUCGGAAACUGCGUCGUCGGGCUCCCUCCAAACGACCACAUCAUUUACAUGAUAGACUUUGGCUUUUCCAAAUUCUACAUUGACCGGGCUACACGUUGCCACAUACCCGAAAGCAAGGCAAAACGCGACUUCAUCGGAAAUUACUGGUUCACUUCGGUCAAAGUACACUGCAGAGGCAAAGUGCCAUCACGGCGAGACGACCUAGAAGCUGUCGCACUCAUGCUCAUUCAUCUACUCACCCCAGGCGGGCUUAGCUGGACACGGAACGGCGUCCCCAAGACAGAUGCCGCACACGAGCGUCUUAUGCAGGAGAAGCGGAACGCGCGCCCGGAGACCCUCUGCCAUGGCCUACCAGAUGAAUUUGAGGACUUUCUUCGGUAUUGCAGGCGGCUGAAAUUCGCAGAGCGCCCCGACUACGCGAUGUGGAUAGAUCGAUUCAGGCAGUUGGCAUCUGACAGAGGCUAUGGACGCAGCUCAUCCUUUGUUUGGCCUCCGAAGAACCCUAAGCCUGCGGUGCCAGUAGCGUUGCAGCCAAAACGACCGGUGCCAGUUAACGACGUAAUCGAGGGCAUGCUCCGCGAGCUGGCCAAGCUCAAUCUGAACGACGAGUGUCGGCGUGUCCUCGUGGAGCGCAAUGCGAUUGUGAACGUCGUGCAUCAGGACAAGGGAAAUGCCAAGAAGCCUGUGGAAGUGAUCGUCAUCAGUAGCGACGAUGAGAAUGAUCCCCACGGAGCACCCGCUGCAGUGCGAUGGCCGAAGGCGAUCCAGCUGAGAAAGCUGGCGCAUACCGUGCCAGACGCGACCAACAACGCCGCACUCGCGCGCGUCGUGCAGGAACUCGUCGGGAUCCUCCACGAGACGCACUCCCGGACACUCACGAGGGAAGCCUUCGCGGUCCUGGAUGCGCUACACAAGCAGCUAGUAGACCCUUCCACGCGCGUGCAGCCCACGCGCGCGUCGCGCCGGCAAAAUGGCGACGAGGGCAUGCCGCAACCUGCCCAUAUGAAGAUAACCAAGCUGGUCUCCCUGCGGCGGAACGUGGCGAAGGCAGGGAGCAGUAAAGAGCUCGCGCAGAUGGUGGAGGAAUUCAGCACUGUCAUCGAUAAGAGCAACGGGCGGACAGUGACGAAAGACGCAUUUGGCUUCCUGGACGGGCUCGCCACCAAGCUGAAGACGAUGGCUUAGCUCUCUCAUUGUGGACCUUUCGGACACUACUGGCAUCGAUCUGAUCAUCCAUUGAAUCUCGGGCAGAAUCUAGAGUUCAGGGUUGUGUGUAGCACAUGUCCUUCAGGAUGCCUGUUUUAUUAUUUGUUGUGUAGCAUGUUGCAUCAGCUUGGCGAUUAUUGUCCACACAACAAGACCGCUCCCUAAGUCGCUCCUCUUGGGCAACUGUGUCACAAAACUCCCCAAGCCGCCUCGCUCCGUCGGCUGUUUGUGUUUGGUUCCUCGUGGUGUCAGAAGGUGCAAGGACGGGUGAAACAAAAUAG
This is a messenger RNA of Laetiporus sulphureus 93-53, 2049 nucleotides long. RefSeq names its product CK1/CK1 protein kinase. Gene Ontology annotation, cellular component: nucleus; cytoplasm. The coding region runs from base 158 to 1747 and encodes 529 amino acids. The record is from RefSeq and is a predicted model, not a curated record. NCBI's taxonomy places the organism in Eukaryota, Fungi, Basidiomycota, Agaricomycetes, Polyporales, Laetiporaceae. Gene Ontology annotation, molecular function: ATP binding; protein serine/threonine kinase activity. The transcript is spliced from 5 exons. Gene Ontology annotation, biological process: peptidyl-serine phosphorylation; signal transduction.